UGGAUGGCCCCAAAGCGCACAUGCUGCGGAGUGGGAACGCUGUUGUUAUAUCCGCGGGGUAGUCAGGAUGAGUAAUGAUGCAGCGUUCAUCGAUUUAACUCUAAUCACUCUCUCACUGGCGGUCAGUCACCACCUUAUCGAUCUGAUAUCGCCACUACCGUCGUUGCUGCUGGAUUCCUCCGCCCCGGUGUCGAGGAGUCGUGUCAACCUCGUCUCAUCCAUCGAGUGUUCGACCACUGAGCCGGUUACAUCACUUCUCGUUUCUCAUCCUUCGCCCUCCGCACCGCUCGACUUUCCAAUUCCCUCCCGCCCUCUGCGCCGUGUGUCAAGCUCUGACUACACCCUUGCGCGACGCGAGAAAAGGGUGCACUGUCGUUCGACUUAUUGCAGCCUCGUUCAGUUUGCCUUUGUUGUUGGCCACCUUUUUGCGUGCGUUUUUUUUUAGGCUGUUGGGCCCGCGCUCCUGUUCUGUCUCGCGCGCUUCAAUGGGUGCUCGCAAACAGGCAGCUUUGUCCUCGGUGCGUGCGCGCAAGGCCGGCUAACCGACUUGGAGGAUGUGCAUUAUGUAUUUGUAUUGGUCAAUUCUGCGCAUUAUGUAUUUGUAUUGGUCAAUUCUGCGCAUUAUGUAUUUGUAUUGGUCAAUUCUGCACGAGCGCCAAACGCGUGCCCGAGCGCGCGUUUGGCAGCGGCGGCGAGACGCGGACGGGGGAGGAAAUCAAUCGUGGGAGAGGGGACCUGGCCGAGAGGCUGGCCGUGGUUAUCUGACACCAGAUAAUCCCUCGCUGGGGUUCUCUCCAGGGGACGGGACAUGCAUGCCGCAGUUCUGCGCAUUCACGUAGGAUUUUGCCAAAACAACAUUUGCGUUGGUGGAUAGCGAGGUGAGCGGGGAUGGCGGUGGUGGUGGGGGUGCGCGCAGGACAGCACUGGAUUGUUGAAUUCGUCUGUGGAGAGCUUGGAGCGAUUGUAGAGCGCGGUGGGGUUUUUUUCCCUAUGGAUAAUGUCGGCGUUGACGCAUCAGCUGCUCAAUGGAUCCCUGACUUGUCGUCGCUCUUCGGGGUUGUGCCGCGUGUUGUCCGGCGCGACGUCCGACGUUCCGCCGCCACGUGGAGAGAAACGUCAGACAUCGUGGGAAGGGAUGGAGGAUUUAUAUGCCAGUGACGAACAUAUGCGGUGCAGAAAAAUCGCAGAUACAACAUUUCCCACGUCACAUAAACACAAACCGACCCACGCGCACACACACACAGACACAGACAAAGAUCCCCCGUGUAGCCUUUAACGGACCGUUGGGGCAAGUGCUGUGAGCGAGCAUUUAUGAAGGUGGGCAGGGUACACGAGGAGGUUGGUGGCCAGCACCACAACCAACUCCUUUGUCUCCCCAGUUCUGAUGUGUACACUUAAACAUUAGUACAUGGUACAGUGUGUACAUAUAUAUAGAGUACAUAAAUACAAAUUCACAUUCUACAACAACAACCGUUCACCACUAGGUGACAGUAACGUCAGCACAGCACUCGUGCCAGGCUAGGUGUACUUUGAGGUUGCUUUGGGCCACAACGGCGAUGAGAUGUUAACUCCCUCGCCUAGUAUACAGGAGUUCUGUGUAUUCUGAGUUUGCGUGUUCUCUCACUUGGUCACGUGGAUUUCAUCUCCAGGUUUUUCCACAAGAUAAGCCACUUCGUUGAGCUUUACAGCUCAGUGGGCCUUACCUGGUCAAGUAGAAAAAAAUAGUUCAGUUCUGAGUUUGAGAUUUCGCUGAGUUUGAAACUGUUCAGCGAAUGCGAUGAUCGCCUUACGUCCUGCACAUUGAGUCGACUUCAUACUCAAUGUGUGCCUCCCGCUGCACGAUCGUGCGUUUGUGUUUUUUUCUUCCAAGUCGGGAAGGUUUCUGAACUUCUUCGUUAAAAAAGUAAAAAUCUUCCCGUCUGCUCAGAGUAAUUUACGACACUUGUCUGACACCUAAAUCCUCUAGCUUGAGGCGGGCUAUUCAUCACCAGACCCGACGGACAUAUUUAAUCAAUUUGCACAAAUAUUUUGGAAACAAACUUCCUCUAUUUUUUUGUUUUUUUUACCGACACGAGGGAAGCACAAUGCAGUAAAAUAUAAUCAUUCACAGGCCUUUGUCAAUCCACUGCUGGAUGAAGACAGUCCCGCGCUGUUGGUCGUUCGGGGGUCAUUUGACCAUACUUUACCACACUGGUCAGUGCGGGCUGCUGAAGAGAGGAGGAAUCCGAUGAGCUAUAAAGCUCUUUUUUUUACAGAUAUCCAGUAGAUAUGACACGCUCGCCGAUGUUAGCCGUUUUCAACAAUUUCAACUCAUUGCCACGUUGAUAGCGCAGCGUGUGAAACACUGUGCCACCGACCUUCAUUAAAUACAUCUCAAAUUGUUUCCUAAAUAUUUUGGCCUGUGCGGAAGAUAACAGAGGAUUGAGCGCUUGGAGGUUAUUGGAAUGAGGUGUGAAAUGUUGGCCUCACAAUGCCCUCACCGUGACCUUGUUUUGUUAUUUAAAGAAUGCUUAAGUCCUGAGAACUUCAGAAAUCCAGCAACCCUAAUUACCCCACAGCUGUCUACUUACUGUCUUAUCCACCAACCACCCAGGUCUCCCUGCCACUCCCACCGGGCUAUCUCAUUGUUCCGCUCUGUGCUUAAAGUGUGAUUAUCAGAAUGCUCGUUGGCAUGAGUGGCGUUUUUUUCUUACCCUGGCAGAGUUUGGCAGCUUAUAGACGCCGCGAUAUAAGUAACCCCAGGCUGGCAGGGUAAACGAACGCAUGGUGCAAUGCGUAACAAUCUGCGACUUGCUCCAAAUACCAUCCUCAAAUAUGAGGGGGGAACUCAAUUUUGGCAGGGAAUUCUGAUACACACAUGACGUGGUACAUACAAGUUUAGCCGAUUUGUGAUUUAUUAAUUUGCACGUUUGGUUUGAAUUAUCGCCAAUUAAAUGUUGAUCGCGAGCACUAAGUCAAAGGCAGGCGAGUGUAGAACUUCCGAGAAAUUUCCUUUGGCCACAUUUUAGUCAAUAUCCGGGCGAUGUGUAGGGGGAGACGGGGGUGGGGGUUGAAUGAGGGGAGAAGGGGCUGGCUUCACUGGAAGAGUCUUAGGAAAACAAAGACUUUUCGCUCCUCCCUCUCACUCCCUCGCUCCCCCCACCCCAAUCCCCCACAACUCUCACAUCACCAAACCCUCCAACCCCCCUCCGCACAAGCGUCCCCCCCCCCCCCCACCCACAAAACCAACCCCAUCCCCUCUGGCAAGAGGCCACGCACGCAUUUUUUGAUGUCCCAUCCAGAGCCGCCGCCGCCGCCACCACUCACCCAACAAGCCUCGGCACCUUUCGUUGCACGCGAGCACCGCUCGCUUUUGCCUCGAUGUCAGAGGUGCGACGUUUUCUCCCGCACGGGGGCUGCGGUCGAUGCCCCCCGGCUACGCCCUGGGCGCGCCAAAUUCUCCGGGUGAUUUUUUUUUUGCCGCCGAGGUGACGGCCGCAAGGGCCGUUCGAUGACCUACGGCGGUUCUGCGGAUCGGGGGUCAGAUUGAUCAGCGCUCCGCCACCCAUACGGACUCCGUUGGCUGCCUUGAGUGAGGUCUUCACAGGUAGCUGUGUUUCUGAUCUGCCUGCCGCAUCGCAGAGGAAACGCGCCGCCGGAUGCAAUCGCUGACCGCGUGCCUCCUAAUGAUCUGGGAUUUUAAAGGCGGUAUCCGUGGACGACUCUGGAGGAGGAGUAGGAGGCAGAGACUGUGAGUGUGUCGCUGGGAAGGAGAUCUGGCAGGAGGUUGGCCGGUCGGCAUGCAAGCCACAUCCAGCGGGUCGCGCGCGUCCGGAGAAUUUGUCCGGUUCUUGACGUGCGGUUCUGGAGGAAGAUGCUCGGCGCUCGAAGUCCGGCUGCAAGGAGAGGCCACCGACUGAAGCAUGGCAGCUUGGCAGACGCACCUUCGCAGCUCUCUCCACUGCCCGCUUAUCUCUUCACACCUCCCGGAGGAGUGGAUCCGCAGCGCGUGAGUUCUCGGCCUCCCCAACAGCAGCAGAAACUCGCUGCAAAUCAGCAGGGCCCCGUGACGCGAGGCACCCCGGCGGCUCUCGAGAAUGCGCCUGAAGCGACGGCGGCGCCUGCUCUGCCUCGCGUGCGUCCUCACGGCGCUCGUCCUCGUCAACAUCAUCGCGUCGCUGCCCGGCGGCAAGCCCCGAGCCCAGCGGCCGCUCGCCCGCGGCGAACGUGAGCGGCCGCCGCGGCACCGAGGGGGCGUCGCGCUGGGCGCGGGGGCCGAGCGCCAAGGAGGAGGCCACGCGGAGGUGCUGACGGAGCGGCGGCCGGGCCGGACCCACGACGGAUCGCGACCGCGGGCGGUGAGAGGAGGCCGCCAGCGCUUCGGCGACGACAGCAGCGACGAGUGGCUGGCAGUCGACCCGGCGCGGAGGGACGAGGCGAAGGCGGCUGAGAGGAGCGCGGCAGGAGAUGCCGUCGUAAACGGGCGAGCCGCCGAGGCGAGCCGCAAGCGGCGCGCGGGGCGAGUUGACGGUGCGAACGAGGCGCAGGAGGAGUCCAGCCUUGUGGAGCUCAUCAAGGGGCAGGGCGGCUGGCUGGGAGAGCUCGGGGGAAAGUGGCUGGCAGGGAGAUUCGGCCUCUUCCACGCCGGGCGUGAACCCGGUCCGCCGCUGAAAGGACCCGGAGAGCGCCGUGCACCUAGAAACGUGCCCCGCAUUCCCAGCAAGGCUGCUCCUGAACCGGGCUCCGUCCCAGCGCCCGUGCCUGACCCGAGGCGCUGCGCUGCGCUGGGCCUCGCUUUCGACGGGUCCAGCGACGGCGGACCCCCGGACGCACCCGCCCCGCCUCCCUGGCUCUCCCGGGAAGAUCUGAGGAUCCUGAACCUGCUGUCCGGCGGCGCCGUGAGGCGCAAGGAGACCCUGCCGGGCCACGGGGCCGUGCUGAGGCUCACGAUGGGAGCGGCGGGCGGGUCGGCGUCCGCAGGGCCCCUGCCGCCCGUGGAGGCGGGACGCGACUAUUGCGCCGAGGGUGCGUGCGCGCUGGCCAAGCGCACGGGCGACUCGUACGAGGUGCUGGCCUUCCACCUGGACCGCGUGCUGGGGCUGGGACGCGCGCCGCCGGCCGUGUCGCGGAGGCUGGACAGCUGGCUGCUGCCGUACAGGUUCACGAAUGGCACGGCGCGACCGCUCAUCUGGUGGGUGCCGGACAUUCUGCGUCUCAGCGACGGCGCCAGCGAAGAGGGAGACGACCAGAACUCCUUUCGGCUCACGUGGCCGCAGUACCAGGCCGUCCUUCGCGGGGAGUGCCACGGCAGCCCCGGCGGUGGCGGCGGCGCGGCGAAGGGGGACGGCGCUGGCGGUGGCGGUGGAGGAGCCGCGGGGGUCUCCUGCCCCCCCGUGAGCCGUGCCGAGUGGGGGAGAUUGGCCCUGUUUGACUUCCUCCUGCAGCCUUCGGACGCCCUCCCGGGUAAAUAUAGCGCGCCCUUCUCAUUUGCACCCGCAGUGCUAUUUUUUGAUGCGUUAAGUCGCGUGGCAAUGCCUCUCUAGCGAGGUUAGUUUAGGCGAGCGCAGCGUGAAUGUUUAAUU
This is a messenger RNA of Petromyzon marinus (sea lamprey), 5561 nucleotides long. NCBI's taxonomy places the organism in Eukaryota, Metazoa, Chordata, Hyperoartia, Petromyzontiformes, Petromyzontidae. The record is from RefSeq and is a predicted model, not a curated record.